UUAUUUAACGUACGAGCUGUUUAGUGAGUAAAGUCACAUGACGAUCAUAUGACUCCACUUUCCUCUCCAUGAUCAUGAUGUUGCGUUCGGUGGAAAUUUUAACUUUAUUUACUUUGUCUUUGAUACUCCAUCUUUCUAGUGGAGAAUACACUUAUGGAACAGUGACAUGUAAAGAUCAGGUUUGUAAAUACCAGCCCAACGUACUGAACUUCAAGGCAACGGCAUGUGGUUCGUACAACGACACCCUACUGCAGACAGGCUGGGGGAUAUUGGACAUUGUAGGGGGACAGGGGGACGACACAGAUGUGGACAUACUGUAUGGAGCGGGCUAUCUGGAAGGGAUCUUCACUGCAGAGAGAAUUUGGCAGCAUUACCAGAAUAUAAAGGACUUUUUCUUGAGUUCAAGAAAUGAGAAGGUAGUGAAGAAUCUCGGGGAGUGGUUUGAUCAACAGAACACGUGGAUGAGAAGCAUGAUCAAGAAGAGUAAGAGUGACCCUCUGUGGAGACACAUUGGUCUCAUCAUGGCACAGUUUGAUGGAUUAGUGGCAGGCUAUAAAGCUGCAGCAAAACCUGAGCAGGAUCUGGAUGUUUUUGCCUUCCAAGUCUUGAAUGGAGCCGGGGACUUGCUGGACUUGUUGAAUGUAAUUGACCCCUCCUCCUCCGCAGAUUGGCAAACGAUGACCCACAGCCAAAUACUGUCUUAUGUACAGGACAAAGGCAUGUGCUCAGCUCUUAUCAAGGUGCUGGGUGCUUAUGAGGAUAUCUUCAUGUCUCACUCCAGUUGGUUCGUGUACCAGGCCACCAUGAGGAUUUACAAACAUUAUAACUUUAACGUCAGAGAUCCUGCAACUUCAGCUAAAAGAGUCUCAUUUUCCAGCUAUCCAGGAUUUUUAGAGUCCCUGGAUGACUUCUAUCAUAUGAGCAGCAAUAUGGUCAUGCUUCAAACCACAAACAACGUCUUCAACAAGACACUGUACAAUUAUGUCAAACCAGAGUCGUUGUUUGCCUGGCAGCGAGUACGGGUCGCUAACAUGAUAGCAAAUGGGGGAGAAGAGUGGGCAAAGAUUGUGGCCCAGUAUAACUCAGGUACCUAUAACAACCAGUAUAUGAUCAUCGAUCUGAAGAAAAUUCAUCUGAAGUCGUCUAUAGAGGAUGAUGCAUUAUGGGUAGUUGAACAGAUCCCUUCUCUUGUAGAGUCUGGAGAUCAGUCUGCCAUUCUAAGAACAGGUUACUGGGCAUCAUACAAUGUCCCUUUCUUUGAAAAAGUCUACAAUCUUAGCGGCUACCCAGAAGUGGUGGCCAAGGAGGGAACAGAUUUCUCCUACCAGCUGGCACCACGGGCCAAAAUCUUCAGGCGAGACGAAGGCAAAGUGAUGGACUUGGCUUCUAUGAAAAAAAUCAUGAGAUAUAAUGAUUACAAAAAUGAUCUGUAUUCGGAAGGAAAUUCCUGUAACACAAUUUGUUGCCGUGGAGAUCUGCGAGAAAAAGAGCCCAAGCCAUCCGGUUGCUAUGACACCAAAGUGUCAGACUAUAAAAUGGCAUUGAACUUUGAGGCUGACAUUGUUAAUGGCCCUACUUUGGGUUCAGGGUUACCCCCCUUCUCAUGGACACCGGCGUUUAAGCAGGCACAUAUUGGUUUACCAACAACGUAUAAAUUUGAAUUUCUGAGAACUUCUCCAAAAUUUAAAACACCAUGAAUUUAAAUGCAUUCCAACCACACAUACACUGCUUACCACAGAAAUUUUAACCCAGUUGUUUCUUUUGAAAUGACAUGAUACAUGAUGUAUAAGUCUGUGUUAUGUUGAAGAAUUUUUUAAAUAACUAUCAUUUAUACAUUAUACUUUUUUCACCCUUUAUAAUCUUGUUGAGCAAUCUCUUGUACCAAUCUACUCUAUUGAGACUUAAGAGUCUGAUAUUAUUGUUUCAAAACUACUUUAUUCAAAUGCAUUGACAGUUACUUAAACUCACAAGUACUGUAUUUAGUUAGUCCUUGCUAGUACUAUGUUUGUAAUCUCCAUCUUAUUCUGUGUAUGUUAUUUUGUACAAUAAUUGAUUUUUGCUUAGUCAUAAUCAUAUUCUGUUAAAUAUGUCAAUUCAUAUUUAGAAUAUGAAUUAGGAUUUGAUACUUAUGCCUUGCCUUUGUUAAGGUUGUUUAUCUUAUUCAUGGAUGGUCAACUGUAAUUUUGUCAUGUGUAUAUACAUACAUCUACACAGAUAUAUAAGAUAAAAAAAGAGACACAAAGACUUUUAGUAUCAAUUCAAUCUUCAGAAGCUUUGAUUGUUUGUUUAUUGUUUAAUGUCCCUCUGGAGAAUAUUUCACUCAUAUUGACAUAAGGAGACGUCACCACUGCCAGUGAAGGGCUGCAUAAUUUAGGCCUAAUGCUCGGCGCUUAUGGCCAUUGAGCAGGGAGGGAUCUUUAUCGUGCCACACUUGCUGUGACAGGGGGCCUCAGUUUUUGCAGCCUCAUCCGAAAGAUCACCCCAUUUAGUCGCCUCAUACAACAAGCAAGGGGUAGUGAGGAGCUAUUCUAACCCGGAUCCCCACAGGACCAAAAGCCUUGAUAUGAAAGUGCUAAAGAUUUACUAAAUGUCUCUUUUUUUACCUAUAUUUUUACCAGUCGUUGCAAAAAGUAAUUGAAUAUAUAUAGUACUAAAAUGACCAACAACACUAACAACAUGAAAAUAUGAAGUUGUCAAAUUUUCGGGACGACCUGUCCCUUCUUCAGAUGACAGAAUAUUUACAUAGAAAUGAAAACUAACCUAAAUAAGAUUAAAAAGCAAAUGAGCAUGAAAAGUAAGUUACAAAACUUAAGAACAAACAGAAUGUCCACAUAUUGAAAUUAUCGAGUCCAGUUAAUACGGGGUGAUAAAAAAACAUCUCAUUUGAACGAGUAUGGAGACUGAAUUGAACUAGUGAACUCUUACGCUGUUGGAUGUUGAGUGUUGUUGGUUUUUAGUGCUUUAUUUAUAUAAACACAACUGUGGUAAGAAUGUAACAUUCUCCCAUUUUCAGCUUUGUUUCAUCACUUUGCUGCAGUUCUGUUUUGUUUUUAAUAGCAUGUUAUGAAACACCUGGGAUGAUUCAUAAAUUUCUUCAAACAAG
Molecule: messenger RNA, 3103 nt
Organism: Ostrea edulis (European flat oyster)
Lineage: Eukaryota; Metazoa; Mollusca; Bivalvia; Ostreida; Ostreidae
Product: phospholipase B-like 1
Exons: 10
Coding region: 69-1697 (542 amino acids)
Biological process (GO): phospholipid catabolic process
Cellular component (GO): extracellular region
Molecular function (GO): glycerophospholipase activity
Source: RefSeq, a predicted model, not a curated record